This is a messenger RNA of Thamnophis sirtalis, 590 nucleotides long. The record is from RefSeq and is a predicted model, not a curated record. NCBI's taxonomy places the organism in Eukaryota, Metazoa, Chordata, Lepidosauria, Squamata, Natricidae.
UCCUCCUCCUCCCCCCCUCCCUUCCCCAUCGGCCCUUUGCAGCGAGCCGAGGCCGGGCUGGGCGGGCAUGGAGGCGGCUGCUGCAGCCGGAGGAUCCGUCUCGCAGGAGGGCUGGUUCCGCGAGACCUGCAGCCUGUGGCCCGGGCAGGCGCUCUCCCUGCAAGUGGAGGAGGUGCUGCACCACCAGCGCUCGCCCUUCCAGGAGAUCCUGGUCUUCCGCAGCAAAACCUACGGGAACGUCCUGGUUCUUGACGGAGUUAUCCAGUGCACCGAGAGAGAUGAGUUUUCCUACCAGGAAAUGAUCGCCAACCUCCCGCUCUGCAGCCAUCCAAACCCCCGGAAGAUUCUGAUUAUCGGUGGUGGCGAUGGAGGAGUCUUAAGAGAAGUAGUGAAGCAUCCUUCGGUUGAGUCGGUAAUACAGUGUGAAAUUGAUGAGGACGUGAUCCAGGCCUCUAAGAAAUAUCUCCCCGGCAUGGCCGUGGGCUACUCCAGCCCGAAGCUGACGCUCCACGUUGGGGAUGGCUUUGAAUUCAUGAAGCAGAACCAAGAGGCUUUUGAUGUGAUCAUCACCGAUUCCUCGGAUCCCAUGG